AUGCGCUUCACAGCAAUCACCGUCCUCACCUUCCUCCUCGCGACCGCCCCAGCCCUAGGCGACAGAGGCCAAUUCGGCGGUCAGGGCGGAGGCCGAGGUCAAGCAGGACCUCCAGCCGCAAUCGGGCAAGCACCACCAGCACCAGGUCAGGGCGGUCCCGCUGGUGGGCGUGGAGGGGCCGGCCGUUUCGGACGACCGAAUGGUGGGAAUGGGGGUGGUGGGCGUGGAGGCGCGAUCGACACAUCUCUGAUCCCACCAUACGGCAUACAGCAAGGUGUCAAGGCCAACGAUGGCACAGCCAACUGCGUCGGGGUUGGCGGCAAGGGCAUCCCGUGUGACUGCCCGCCGGCCAUCGACAAACUUGCUACCGCCAUCCAAGCCCAGGUAGCUGGCGGCGCGCAGUUCCCAACAGAUUACUACAAUAACAGUCACUUCAUCGCCAUUCCGCUGUGGUACAUCGACUUCGUUCUCCUAACGCCCAGAGACGGCAAAGAUGCCCCUGCAUUCACUGGACGAAAACUCGCAGACGAUGAGCUUAGGGAUGACGCGAGUGUUGUUGCCGCCCAUGGCCAAAGCUGGAAAGAUCUCUUGACGUUCUGGGAGCGAGUUAAGUGGUCUAUCAGGCUGAUGCUGCCUGCGCAAAGGGGCAUCGGAUGGAAUUGGCAGGUUAAAAAUGUCCCCACGGAUCCGUAUGCAAGAUUAUCAUGUUGGCAGUACGUGCGCUGCCAAUUGCGGUGGGUGGUAUUCUAUUAUGUUCAAUCUGUGGCAGCGUUGUUUAUACUGGGCAUGGGAUGCGUCUUCAGAGCGGAACGUAGAUCAGACGAGCUGCUUAUGGCAGUUGCUGCAGAUGCUAUCGUGGGAUGGUCGGGUGCCGUUUGGGUAUGGGACAGAUUGAAUUGUGCGUAUCUCUUAGCUGCUGCUCUGGGUGUUGCGACAGGCGUGACGGAGCCAUGGGAGUGGCCACCCCUCAUGGGGCCGUUGAAAGACGCAUGGAGCGUGAGGCAGAUGUGGAGUGCAACAUAUCACCAGGCAUGCCGCAGGCUGCUUUCCCGGCCGCCAAAACAGCUUGCUUCCUUUCUAGGUCUACGUAAUGGUAGUCUGGCGUCCGGCUACAGCCAACUGUUCAUUUCGUUCGGGAUAAGUUGUCUUUUCCACCAGGCCCAGAUGUUUAAUGUUACUCGUCGCGACAUGGGCGAACUGGCGUUCUUCAUGUCGCAGCCUGUGGCUAUUGUGGCGGAGGAUCUUGUGCGCUGGGCUUGGAAGAAAAGUGGCAUCUCUGGGAAGAACUUACAUUUCGAGAGAGCGGUUGGAUAUGGUUGGACGUUCGUCUGGUUUUCAUCCAGCUUGCACUUAUAUAUUAGUGGACUUGUGGAGGCGCGCGUCAUUAAAGACUGGCUGCUUGGAUACAAGCCUUUGGGGACAGGUGCUGAUGUCGGCCAGCAGCUGUUGAUGUGGUUAAGGGACUUACCGAAGAAUGCAGGCAAGUGA
Molecule: messenger RNA, 1488 nt
Organism: Cyphellophora attinorum
Lineage: Eukaryota; Fungi; Ascomycota; Eurotiomycetes; Chaetothyriales; Cyphellophoraceae
Exons: 5
Coding region: 1-1488 (495 amino acids)
Source: RefSeq, a predicted model, not a curated record